AUGGAGAUGCAACCGAUUCUAGAUGUUGGUUGUAGGCCUAGCGGUAACUUUUGGUACGUUAUCAGUUCAUCUGGAACUUCUCCUAUUGCCAGGGUUGGACAUGCUAGCGUUGCUGUUAGUAAUGACGAGAAUUGCAAGGCGGGAAUCUAUGUGAUUGGUGGAGCUAAUCCUGAUGGGCCGUUCUGCGACGUCCAUCGCCUUGAUACAAUGACAUUUGAGUGGGACAAGCUGACUACAAGAAAUGAAUUUAUUGCUCGAUAUGAGCAUGCUGCGUUUACUCCUAUUGUUAAACCAAACUGUGUGUAUAUAUUUGGAGGUGCAUUUCAAACUGCAAAUCUGAACAGCAUCGACGUCUUGGACACAGACACCAGUUUGUGGAGCACUCCUUGUGUAUCUGGAACUUCUCCCUCUCCUCGUACUCAUCAUGCUGCCGCAUCAGUUGGGAAUGAGUUGUACAUAUUUAGUGGUGGUCAGUCUCAAGCAGUUCCGGUUUCCGAUAUUCAGAUGCAUGUUUUUGAUGCAGGUAGUCAUCAGUGGAGACAACCAGAAUGUCAAGGAACACCUCCAUCUCCCAGACAUGGCCACACAAUGGCUUCGGUUGGAACAAAGAUUUUCGUCCAUGGUGGUAUGGCUGAAACAAAAUUCUAUGACGAUCUUUUUGUCUUCAACACAGAGACAAUGACCUGGAGUCAACCAACAGUGGGUGGCAAUAUACCAAUAGCACGUGCAGCACAUUCAUCAGCUGUUGUUGGAAAGAGGCUGUACGUUUUUGGGGGCAUGAGUGAGACAGGAGCUCUUAAUGACCUUUACGUUCUGAAUACAGAUACCAACAUAUGGACCCUAGUUGAAUGUGAAGGCCACCCUCCUGCACCUCGAUUAGCUCACACACUAUGUACCAUGAAGAUUCCAAUAUUUCAUGAUGCUGAUUCAUCAGAAUCUGUAAUGAAGGAAACGCAAGCAAGCCCUGGCACAAGAAGCAACAGUGUCAAUCAACAUCAUUCCAGUGGAGACAUUUCAAGCCCACAACUCGUUUCAGUACUGUCUCCCGAGACGUAUGCCUGUGAUGUUACAGAAAAGAAGCAGAUUAGGAAGAGGAGAUCCGCAGUAGUAUGCAGCUAUCAAACUGCUCUUAUGGUUUUGGGAGGUAUGGACACCCAAGGAACAAUAUACGACGACUGUCUUGUCUUUCCUGUGGCCGAAUCAUAAGUGAUGCUAGCAAUUCACAUUCACUUGUGGACAACAUACAUGGCAUUCCAUGGUGGAAUGUGACCGUACGUGGCUGCCCGUAACUAGGAUGAUGAUGUUUAGCUCCAAUCUACAAUGGAGUUCAAUGUGUAUAUACUGCACUGUACUCAUCAUGUAAUAAGAGGUUCAAAUUAUGA
This is a messenger RNA of Corticium candelabrum, 1382 nucleotides long. Its product is annotated as rab9 effector protein with kelch motifs-like. The transcript has 6 exons. The coding region runs from base 1 to 1206 and encodes 401 amino acids. Gene Ontology annotation, molecular function: protein binding. The record is from RefSeq and is a predicted model, not a curated record. NCBI's taxonomy places the organism in Eukaryota, Metazoa, Porifera, Homoscleromorpha, Homosclerophorida, Plakinidae.